Messenger RNA from Platichthys flesus (European flounder), 1243 nucleotides. RefSeq names its product splicing factor 3a, subunit 2 (gene sf3a2). Lineage: Eukaryota; Metazoa; Chordata; Actinopteri; Pleuronectiformes; Pleuronectidae. The record is from RefSeq and is a predicted model, not a curated record. Gene Ontology annotation, cellular component: U2 snRNP; U2-type prespliceosome; catalytic step 2 spliceosome. Gene Ontology annotation, molecular function: zinc ion binding; nucleic acid binding. Gene Ontology annotation, biological process: spliceosomal complex assembly.
AUCAGGAAGGACCUGCUUAAAGGACCUGUCCAGGUUGGACCGGACACUCAGCUGUACGUUUGAGUCCAGAACUUUGCAAAGAUGGAUUUCCAGCACCGAGCUGGAGGGAAGACUGGGAGUGGAGGAGUGGCGUCCUCCUCCGAGAGCAACCGAGACAGACGGGAGCGGUUACGGCAGCUGGCCCUGGAGACCAUUGACAUCAACAAAGAUCCCUAUUUUAUGAAGAAUCACUUGGGUUCAUAUGAGUGCAAGCUUUGUCUGACACUUCAUAACAAUGAGGGAAGUUACUUGGCGCACACACAAGGAAAGAAACAUCAGACCAACUUAGCGCGACGAGCAGCCAAAGAGGCAAAAGAGGCUCCUGCUCAGCCGGCUCCAGCCAAAGUCAAAGUUGAGGUCAAGAAAUUUGUCAAAAUUGGUCGACCAGGAUACAAAGUCACCAAACAGAGGGAUUCAGAAACUGGACAGCAGUCUUUACUUUUCCAGAUCGACUACCCAGAGAUCGCUGAAGGAAUUGGACCGAGGCACCGUUUCAUGUCUGCCUAUGAGCAGCGCAUUGAGCCCCCUGAUCGUCGCUGGCAGUACCUGCUGCUGGCUGCUGAGCCAUAUGAGACUAUUGCGUUCAAGGUCCCCAGUAGAGAAAUCGAUAAAGCAGAAAACCGCUUCUGGACCCACUGGAAUAGAGAAACUAAACAGUUCUUCCUGCAAUUUCACUUCAAAAUGGAGAAAGCUAUUCCCCAGUCCACUGGUCCAGUGCCUCCAGCAGGGGUGAAGCGCCCCCUUCCUCUCAUGACUGGAGUUGGACCCCGGUCAAUGAAUGAUUCAAUGCCUCCUCCCCCCACCAGGAGGGAUUCUGUCCCUCCACUCCCACCUGGUGCCCCAGGUGCCCCCCAGAUGCCCAUGCCCCCCAUGCCAAUGAGGCCGCCACCUCCCGAUGGACUCUUAUCUCAUAAUUGAUCAUCUACCAGUGGAUCAUGCUUGCUUUCUUUCAUGGGCUGCAGUCCCACUGCCCUGCCUGCGGUGCCCAUCUCACCGUAGGCACUGCAGGUACAUUCAGUUUUCAUUUUCCCUUCAGUUGAUGUUUGAAGUCCACAUUCGUAGAUUUUUAUACAUUUGUUUGAUUUAUCUAAAUGUGUGGGGCAGUCUGCAACAUUGUAAUAACUACUCUGUACUGUUUUGUAUAAAUGCUUGGAUUCAGGUCUUUUAAGAGUCUGUUUUUGUAAUUAAAUGAUGAGGAGAAAAA